Molecule: messenger RNA, 10607 nt
Organism: Dermochelys coriacea (leatherback sea turtle)
Lineage: Eukaryota; Metazoa; Chordata; Testudines; Dermochelyidae
Gene: BCLAF3
Product: BCLAF1 and THRAP3 family member 3
Exons: 13
Coding region: 359-2518 (719 amino acids)
Biological process (GO): positive regulation of transcription by RNA polymerase II
Cellular component (GO): mediator complex
Molecular function (GO): transcription coregulator activity; DNA binding
Source: RefSeq, a predicted model, not a curated record
CGGGCAGAGGCCUGGCAGCCGCUUCAGCGGGCGGUGCGGAGCCUGCUCAGUCCCCUGGGCGCAUGCGCCGGACGAGCCGAGCAGCCGCCUGUUGUGAGGGGCAGCGGUUGGUCACGUUACGCCGGAGCCCGGCUCUCUCCGCGGCGGCGGCGGGCCCCGAAGCGGCGUUGUGGGCGGCGGCUCCUCAGGUAUCUUUCCUGGUAUCAAAGUUAGGCUGACUGGUCUAUAAUUUCUGGAAUCCUCUUCCGCCUUUUAAAAGAUUGACAAAGGACAAACAUAGUACCUAUCCUCUGGAACUUUACCUGUCCUCCGUUAGUUCUUGAAGCUUCAAGAAACUAAUUGACACACACAUCAAAAGAUGGCUAGAUCUAGAUCAAGAUCACCAAGGUGGAAAUACAGGUCCUUAUCACCUGCAGUUAGGAGCCCAGAACACCAUAGACAAAGACAUGCUCAUAUUAAUUAUGACUGUGAAUAUAAGGGAUUUAGGAAGGACCUAAAGAAACCUAUGUCUUGGAGAGUGGAAGAUGUGAAAUACGGACAAAGCAAUGCUAGAUUUGCACCACAUGGGAAUAUCCACCACAGAAUUUACGAACAUAGAUCAUCUUCGCCAAACCUAAAAAGAAUUUCUUUAGAGGAUAUGUAUAGUCAUAAACCCUAUAGAACACAUUCAUCAGAAAGAGGUGAAGGCAACAGGAGAUAUCAGUUUCCACCCAAAUACUCAGAAAUAUCCUACAAAGAACAUGAUCGACCUUUGUACCCACACAAAAUGCAAGAAAAAUAUAUGCCUGAGGACUUCAGAGUCACUGGAGAUGAGAAAGGAAUGAAACCUUUUCAUAGAUCAUUAGGGGCUUCAUGUAAAUUUGAAAGAAAAUGGCAUGAAGAUGAAAUGAGGUACCAGAGGUUACAAGAAGACAAAUAUGGUCAGUCACUCCGAAGAGCUUCUGAAGAAUUUACGACAAGGAGCUCUUUGCAGAAGAGGUAUCCUGAAGAUCGUGAUUACAGAGAACAUGGGCACACAUCUAAAAGGGCUAAAGAAAUUGAGAGAGAUGACGGUGGAGAAAUAGCAAGAAAUCACAAAUGGAAGCAAGAUCGUUCUUUUCCACCCUACCAAAAAAAGGAGGAGCAAAGAAACCUUGGUCCCCAAGCUCAUCGGUCUGCUGAAAGGGAGUACACAAAGAGUUCUGUUACGAAGAUAGCAUAUGACUAUAGUUACAAACAUCAUAGAUACCCAGAUGGGACAAAAUCUUUUUCUGAUGAUAGAGCUCAGAAGUAUGUAAAGCAGGAAAACCAAAAAUAUAAUUCUCCUAAGGGUGCUCUGAAUAGCAAAGAGUUAGAUUAUUGUAGUGGUGGAAGAGUAAGACAGACUGAAGAAGGGCAUAAUGAAGUACCCAUUAAAUAUAGUUCAGAGAAGGGCUGCAAUUCAUGUGCCAACUCUUACAAAAAUGAUGUUGAUCUGAGACCCUUUAAUAACACAAAGGAAAGAGUAAGAAAUGAAGGGGAUUUCAGAAAAAAAAUAGAUUCUUCUAAUAGCCAUCAUGAUACAAGUCAUACAGUUUCAGAUGUGAAAAUGUCAGAUGUCACUCCUAGGAAGGAGCUGCUCACAAUCAAAGUGGAUAUGAAGAAAAUGAUGAUAAACAAGUACAGGACUGCUGCUAGCCAUACUAUGGAGCGGCAGAUGUCUCAUGAUCUGGUUGCUGUUGGCAGGAAAAAUGAAAAUUUUCAUCCAGUGUUUGAACACAUGGAGUCUGUAACACAAAAUGUCGAGAACAACCCAUCAAAAGAAUUUACUCAGGAAAUCAUAACAAUUAUCCAUCAAGUUAAAGCAAAUUAUUUUACAUCUUCUGACCUAACUUUAAAUGAACGCUUCUCAAAAAUUCAAGAUAAACCAGUUGUAAAUUUAAAUGAAGUUAAAAUAUAUUCAGAUCCAGAAAUUCACAGGAGAAUUGACAUAUCUUUGGCAGAACUUCAGAAUAAACUAGCUAUGCCAUGUGAAUCUGGACAGACUGUUGUGAGAGUUCUAGAAGAUCCAAAUGAUCUACGUCAUGAUAUAGAGAGGAGGAGAAAAGAGAGGCUGCAGAAUGAAGAUGAGAGAUUGUUUCACAUAGACAGUGUAAUUCAAAGGAAUGAGCACAACGGUAGCUUUUCAAAAUUACAGAUCUCUCAAAUUGAUGGAUUCCAAAAACCUAUAAGAUUCCUAAAACCACCUUUCAGGAAAUUUAUUAGGAAACCUCCCAUGAAUUCUUAUUAUACUGCAAAAACAAAUGACAUCUUUACUCACAGACCAUUUGGAGGACACCUGGAAAAUACAAGACCCUUCAGAAGACCCUUUAAGAACAACUUUACAGAUGGUCGAUUGCAACACAGUUAUAAAUCAGGCUUAGUACAGAAGGGUUUAUAUAUUCAGGCUAAGUACCAGCGGCUACGUACUGCUGGUGUAAGGGGAUUUACCACUUAUAAAUUCAGGGAAGGAUUUUUGAGGAAAGAAAAGGAACAGUCAGGCAUUGCCACAGAAACCUGAACUGUGAUAAGUGGAGACAUACAAUAACACGGCAAGGGAGCAUCGGUUUGUUUUUUGACAACUUUAUCAGGAAUUAAAAUGGGAGAAAUGAACUAACACUGUCUCGAUAAAAUAACUGUUUUUCAGUAGUGGCAUGCUGCAGAACUUUUUUACAAUUUUAAUAAUUGGUUUUAAAUUACAGUAUUCAAUUGAAAAGUUUAGUAUGGUACCUUUGGUUCUUUUUGCAAACAAGUCUCAAAAAAGAAAAAUUGAAGGGAGUCUUAUUUAUUGAAUACUUUUUCUCUAAGCAUGAUUUUAUGAAUAGAACUUGAGUUGUUAUACCCAGAGGUUUAUAUGUUGAAAAGUUUAUUGCUUAUAUAAUAAAAAAAAAGGGGGGGGGAGCAAAAAAGUGCCUGAAUUGUUUAGUGAUAGCAUAUUAGCUCUCCAAACAAUGACUUCUUAGGUUGUGCAAUAGAGUUUACAGCUCUUUUGAGUAAUUUCCCUAGAACAAUAUUUUGUAUUUAUUUUUGCUUUAUAUUUAGUUGGGUUUUUGACUUGACUUAUAUAUGUAUAUAUAAAUUUGUAAAUAAAUUGUUAGAAAAGUUGUAACAAUUUCCAACAUUUGCUAAAAAUGUAUAGUAAUGCAUAGGUAUGUCAUCUAUUACAUAGCAGUAGCUUAUAACUGCAUUGAGAUGCUUGGGUUAGUUAAAGGACUGGUUGACCUGUAUGCAGAAAUAUUCUGGCUCAUCACUUUCCAUAUAUAUCAUUUCUUGAUUAAGCAACACAUUCUUAUCUUCUGCUACAAAUGACUGAGUGGCUUACUUGAUUCUAAAAGUGGGCUUAAAGAUUUCUAAAAAAAUAGAUAAGAGGAGCAUAUUCUCUAACAAAGCUGUUUAUAACUGAAACUGUUUAAGGCAAAAAGCUUGUAAUUUUUUUAAUUAAAAUUCCAAUCAUUCUCCAUAGUUUACCACUCCUCAAUAUUGUUAUGCUUUAUGCAAAAAUCAAGCAGGCUGAUAUACAUAAUAUGCUAAGGCCUAAAGCAAUAUUGUAUUCAUUUCCCAUUUAUAGUUUGAGCUUUAAUGUAGAUAUGAUAGGGUUGUUUGUUUUAAAGAUUUGUUUGUCUUCUUAUUACAAGUACACUAAAAGUAUAUAGCAAGUAACUUUUCUAGGGAAAACUUUCUAAUUAAUUUUAAGAAGAAAGUUGUCAUCCAGUCUUGUGCAUUUUAGUAAUCUCCAACGUGAUAGUACCCAUAAAAGUACAUGUUAGAAUCUCAUUUAUGGAAUGUAUUCAGAAAGCUGGCGCAUUCAAUAGGUGUGUGAAAAUACAAAGGAAAACACUCAACUUUUGGGAAGAUCAAGCUAUAAACUAUAUAUACUGCAUGAUUUUUCCAGAGUACCUUUAAUAAUAGGAGUAUUUGACUUAUUGAAACUCCUAAACCAUAGUUCAAGGGACUGUAAAAUGUUAAUACACUGAAAUCUGCCUAAAAACUUUGACAUUCACUUCAGUACACAAGUUUAGUCCUCAUGUAGGAUAAUGUGCAGUACUCAUUAGUAUAACUGUGAUUCAACAACAGAUAGACAUGUCAUCUUCUGUGAAAGUUUCCAAAAGCUAAGUACAGGAUUUAGGUAGUAAUGUACAUACGCUACUCCGUUGUUCAAAAAUUAAGCUAGUUUUUUCAGGAACUUAUGGUGUGCAAAGCCAAACAGAAAAGUUAAGUUAGAAAGGUUUUCUUUUUCAAACAAAUGCAGCUAACAAUUUACAGGUAACAGUAAAUAUUUUAAAUAUGAGACUGGAUAAAGAGACUCUGUCCAAAUCUAGGCCCAAUUUGUGCUCAAACUGUCCAACAGGCAUUCUGCUUCUGAAUGUGGAAAAAUAUGUUUAAACAAACAUACACAAUAGAAUGUAAACUGUUGAAGCUGCAUUGCUUUAUGGGGCAAUACGGUGAUGUACUGUUUCUGAAACAUUUUCAUUUUUUUUCCACAAGUCCUUCGGAAGAAUUACAUUUUGAGCCAAGUAGGAAAAAAUGGUUACAUGAGACAACUCCUCCGCAUCUGAUAAGGCAAAUUGAUACCAUUGUGUGGAAGUAUACAAUACUGGUGUAGUCAGACAUUAAGGUUAAUACAUUUAAUGCAAAAAUUCCAACAUUAGAAGUAUGAAUGAUUUCCCCAACUGACUAGUAUAUUUUGCUGAUUCUAGCUAUGACACUGGGUAGCUUUAAUUUCUUUUGUACUUCAGUCAUACCUUGUUCUGUGCACGGUUUUAAGAGACUGAUGACCAUUGAUGGUAACACAUUGCAAAUGGCACAUAUUUUAGACUGUAGCCAUUGUAACUUUAUAAACUUUUCUAGAGGGGGGAUGUCAAACAUUACUCAUUCAGUCAUUGUACUUUGAUUUGGUUUGACAUGCUUUUCUUAAGAGCUCACCACUUGCACAAAUGAUUGUUUACUCAUAAUUUAGCAAUGCUAAUUCAAGAUUUCUCGACUGCAUUAAUUGAAUAAAUUGGGUGUAUAGCUAUUUUAGCUUACAGGAAUUUACUUGAAUCUAGGUCUUUUUAAAACAGCCUGACUUACUACUACAUGCUGUUAUCCAGUGUGAUAUCUACAUUGAAGAGCAUCUGCUGUCCUGCUAAUUGGGGGAAUGUUGCAGAGAUGACUCCCUUCACAUUGUGCAAAGACUUCAUUACAUAUUGUGUGAUAUACACAGAUGUACACACACACACGGCUCACUUAACAGAUUUCUGUCAGACAAAUACUAUCCAGUGAUGUACCUGCUGAGAACAAUAGACUGAAAUUCCAAAAGGCAGCUCAGAAAUAGAGGAAAGAGGAAGUCAGUGAGAGUUGUAAGAAAAAUGAGAUCAUAAAAUUAUUCUGUGCCUUUCUGUAAUGUACUGCAUUAAAGAAAAUAACCUCUUGCUGUACAAAAACAAAAUAUCAUUUUCAAAAUCAGUUUGAUGGAAAUGUGGGAGACAUUUGUGGAUGACAAUAGCCACUUUGUUUCCCUAUGCAAGUAAUUCUCAGCCUCCAUGUUGUAGCUUAACUAAGAGGCGGCAUAGGUAUGUCCUUUUAUUGGCAAAGCCAAUUGACGCUACUAUUGUGAAGUGCUAGCUGUUGAAUAUGUAAUUGUGUCUGACAGCCAUUCCUUUUAGUUUUUCUUAUUUAAAUUUGUGUAGAUCUUUAUUGUUAAAUUGCUUUUAAUCAUCUCGAAAUGACUGUACUAGAAUGAUGCUUGUCAUAUUCCCAAUAGGUGUAUUUAUAAAUUGAAAUGUUUAAAUUAUUCUUCACCACUAUCCAAAAAUGCAAUGGUUUAAUACGAUAGAAGUUCCAUUUUUAAGUAUAUAAUUGCUUUGGCAUAUACAUUUGAUGUUGCAUGGCUAGAACCCUAAUUUAAUCUUUGGAAAUUUUUUUACUUUGAUGGUCAGACUCCAAAAGUUAAGAAAAUUGUGAGAGUUACUGGAAAACUAGAGAGAUAACACGCUAGUAGAGCUCUGCCUUACCCUCUUCUGUUGGCUUAUUUUUUAACAACUUUUUCAAAAUUAACAAUUUACCUUAUGUAAAGGACUUGGUUAUAUCCAGGUUUUGAGACAAGAAGACUACCUCAGUGCAGAUGACUGAUUUUCUUUGGGGAUUCACCUGAAGGCCCAGUCUGGACACUAACUGACUAUACCUAGGCACCAUCCGCUCUUCGACCGCAUCUGGAUGAAACAGACAUUCAGCUUCCUGUGUCUGAGCGUAGAGUUGCACAGAUGAUCAAAAGGUUGAAGGUCUUUGUGAAACUCGAUAGAAAAGGAAGGCUUUUCAAAACUGGCUUUUCAGUCCAUGGAAAAAUGCAUCUCCAUCUUGACUCAGAUAUGAUGGACAGAGUGAGAGAGGCUUCAGUUAAGUGAUUGAUACCGGUGGUAAGUGAUAAGGAGGACUUGGAAAAUAUAUUUGGCUUUUCAUUAUUGACCUCAGAGGAAGGACAGAGCAUACAAUCCUUACUAAACUUUGCUUUACCUGCUGGAAGAAUCUGCUUUUCCAAGGUCUUUAGAAACAGGACACACAUUUUGCCUCUAUUUAAACUGCUGUUAGUGCCACCCUUGCCAAGUUGUCUAUAUUUCUUGGUUAAAGGGGAAAUCUUAAACUUUUUACACCUCCUAGUGCAGCAAAAAUCUGCCAAAACUUAGUACCUAGAUAUAUGCACAGAUCUCUUGCCUAUGACAUGACUUUAUUCCCCUGGUGCAGGUUAGGAAGAUACUUGGUGCUUCAGCAUCCCUGCAAAGAAAAGUACCAUAAAUAGAAUUUAAAAAUAGCAACCACAAGAACUGAGUGCUUACCUAUAACCCUCUAACUCUUUAUUAGACUUCUAGGAGUAAGUUAAAUGUUGACCAUUGUCCUAUCUCAGUCUUGGCUAAGAGAAUUUCAGUGAUAAGGAGUUGACAUAACCACUCUUAUAACAAAGCCCUUAGUCUGUUUCUUGAAUAAAUACUUAGGCAUGUGAUUUAGCACAGACCUGUGCCCUCCCUACUUUCUUCAUAUGCUUCCCCCCCUGCCCUUUACACUAUACUAAUUGUUGCUCUGAAUCUUGUCUGAGUCAUUUAAAUCUCAUAGUCUUAAAAUGUUGGUGUAAUAUUCUGAAAAUAAUUUAGUUGCUAAUCUUAUUUUGUGACUGGUUUCUUUUUCUUCUGACUGUUUUUAUUCUAGUUAAUGGGGUUGGCGAAGAGCCCUCCCAGUGAGUUGCUGAUUAAGUAAACAGUCCUUGGAACAACAAAAGCUUCUUUCCUUUGUUUAGACAUUAUCAACAAUUUUUCAUCCAGCAGGGAUGUGGCUAGCUGUCCAUUGUUAAGAAAUACAUUUAAAGUAGACCUGAUCUAUACUGCAGUUCCUCUCCAUUAAACCUUUUAAAAUGCUUUUUUAAAAUUUAACAUGAUUGUGUCUGCUGGUGUGGUGGGGCAUAGUAUUUUUUUUUUUUAAUCUUCACUAUUAUGAGUAAAACUUUCUAAAGUGUGACUUGGUCUCCUGAUUCACUAUAAUUGUGUUUAAUAGUUUCCUGAUCAUUAACAUAUAUAUUGACAUUCAAGUAUGUUUAUUUUUGAUUAUGUACAGAUACUAUGUUAAUAUAGAGAUUGUUCCUACAAACUCUAAAUAGAUGUUUUAACAAAUUUAAUUUUUUAGACUUGCAAAUUGUUUUAAUGAAUUGUUUUAGGAGCAGGAAUUGAUAAUCAUGUGUGGUUAUUGAAGUAGUGUCCAGUUUUCCUUAGAAAAAAUUCUGCUAGAUUCUUUCUGUAAAAAUGUAGUCUGUUUUUUCUUCAAGGCUUCAUCCAUUGCUCUUUUGUGAAUGUAAAGUUUUAAUAUAGUUAUAAUUUUGGGUAAGUUUCCUUUCUGGCUAAUAGGGGGUGUAGUAGCAUUGCUUCUGUUUCAUAUUUCUUGUCUUUAUAGUGCCCACAAAUGUUCUUGAAUUCUUAGAACAAUAAUGUUUGGAUAUUAUAAUGAUGGAUACAGUAGAAAACUCUAGGAUAGGUUCUGAAUAUAUCACUUAUUCCAUUCAAAAGAUGUAGUUCUAUAUCCUUUUUGUUGCAAAUCCUGGUUAUUUGUACACCACUUAUGGGGAGGCAUGCAUUUGCUGUGUGAGUACGUUUCUGUUGAAUAUUUAAAACUGCUGUAACAAACUCAAGCCCAUCUCUGCUAGUUUACACACAUCACUUUACAGUUUUUAAAACCUCGAUUUUUAACAAAAUGGAAAGUAGUGUAAUAAGUAACCUUAGAAUCUAGGGAUAGAGCUGAAGGAUAGAAUAUUUUCAAUUGCAGUCAGAAAGUCACUAACUUUCUCUAUUACUUUUGUCCUCUAUAGCAUCUUUAGGCUUAACAGAGUCAGAUCUAAUAUUUCUGAUAACAUCUAAAUUCACAUUUGUAGUGUUCCAAUUUCUAAAAUUUAAGAGAUCACCCUGAGAAAAGUGUGUGCUCUGCACUCCAGUAGUCUGAUAAGUGUGUGUGUGUGUGUGUGUGUGUGUUGUGAUGCCAUCCUUUUACAUGACACUAAAAUGUAAAAAAGUAACACUACCCAGAGUUUAGGCCCUGAAAGGCCCUUGAGGCAUGGCUAUUCUCCCUCUUGAAACUCAAAAGUAAAAAAUUAAAUGUUUGCCUAUUUCUAACCAAUUGCCAAGAAAGUUCAUUCUUUCCCUAAAAUUGCAAGGAUCCAAAUUAAUAUUUAUGAAUCACAGUCCUCAACACAGUGGUCAGCGCUGGUUCUUCUCUUGAGUUAACUCCCUUCUCUUCAUGCGUCAGUGUAUAUAUAAGCCUGCAUCAAUAAUUUUCACUCCAUGUAUCUGAAGUGUUUUUUUUUUACCCACAAAAGCUUAUGCCUAAAUAAAUCUGUUAGUCUUUAAGGUGCCACCGGACUCCUUGCUCUUUUUUGAAGAGCACAAGUCUCCCUAAGAAACAAGAAGAACAAUUAUGUGCUUUUGAAAAUUGCAUCCUACACAUGGUUGAGUUUGUUUCCUGAGAAAUACAUCAGUCAAAAAAAUCAUUUUUACCUAAAAUAUAUAAUCACAUCCCAUACAUCAGGGUAAUUUUGUGCAUUUUAACAAAUCCUUACAUUUUUCUAAGCAAACAUUGUAGUUGUGAAGAUUAAUUUUCUUUUCCAAAUGCUUUCUUUUCUAAACAUAUCCUUAUCUCUAAUAUUCAAUAAUAUAUUAAGAAUAUGUUAUUCCUUUGGCAAAGUAAAAGGCUUAGAAAGCUAUUUUGGGAUAUUAUGAUACCACGUUGAGGCCUUAACUAUAUCAGGUCCCUUUUGUAGUGGGCACUGCAUGAAUAUACAACUAAUGAUGCUUCCAGCAACAAAGUGCUUACGUUAUAGAAAAAGCUUUUUUUCACUUUCCAGGAUGGGAGUAUAUUAUCUCCAUGCUUUCAUCCUUGGGAAACUGGCUAAUUCAAAUACAGUAAUUAUUUUACAGUGAUUUCCUUCAAGCUGGACAGCAGUUGCUAGUGUGCUUUGGCAGAAGGCAAGAGGUUUUCUGAUUCUGAGAGCCUAGUUGGGAAUUGUACAUAUGAGUAAGCCAGUUUAUGAAAACUGGAAGACACUGUGGCAUCUAUCUCCCUGCUAGCACUGAUCCACCCCUGUAGAAACUGCUGAAGAAAUGCUCCUCUUUCUAAGGCUGUUUACACGACAGUCGGGAUCAAUGCUCUGAUAGGGAUCCACCGGCGGUAGAUUUAGCGGGUCUAGUGAAGACCUGCCAAAUCGACAGCAGAUAGUCUUCAGUCAACCCCUGUACUCUACCCCUGACGAGAAGAGUAAGGAAAGUGGAUGGGAGAGUUUCUCUGGUUGACGCCCCCUGGUGUAGAUCCUGCAAUAACUUGAGCUAAGGUAGGUCGACUUACCGCGAUAGUGUAGACAUAACCUAAUAAAUCAGGUAUACUAAUUUCUCCAGUACACCUUAAGCUCCUUAGAACCACAACCGGAACAAUUAACAUUCUACAAUGGAAUUAUCCUCAUUCUUUUAUCAAAACUAGGUCCAUCAAUUCUAAAUAUAGGUUGGCACAUUAUUUACUUAUGAUCUUGGACUCUUCUUAAACGGAGGCAGAUGGGUUGUAUCAGAAUAGACCUUUCCAACACUACAAUUUCAGCAGUUGUAUUUCCACACUUUCUGGUUAUCCCACAGAUUUAAAGAAUAUAGAAAAGCCAUUUUAAAAUAACCAAACACCUCUUUUAUAAAGACCUUAAACCUCAGUUCAUAUUGUGGAAAUGUGAUGAAUUUAGUACAUGAGACAGAUGUAAAUUGGACCUUGUGCAGACUUUGUAUGGUUUCAUUUGUAUGUAAAGAGCCAGGCUGUGAUGUAUUAGAGAAUCCUCCACUCCGACUGGAAGAAUGGCUACAAGAAAUGUUCCAGUGCCAUUGCCUGGGGUGAAAAGUGAAACAAUACAUUUCAGUUUACAUCUCUACUGUGCUUUUGAUGGAACUACAUUCAUGGACAAGUUGGCUUGAUUCUUCUUUUCAGUGAAAGCUGACUCAAUGAGAUACUCUCUUCCUACCUUGCUCCUCUUACAUUUCUAUUCUGUCCCUAUUGAGUGUUGGAUUUGUUUUACUAUUUUCCUUUCAGAUACAUCUAAUAAAAACAGAAAUCAUUUAACAUUAUAA